This is a messenger RNA of Nycticebus coucang (slow loris), 4716 nucleotides long. RefSeq names its product tripartite motif containing 9 (gene TRIM9). The coding region runs from base 124 to 2748 and encodes 874 amino acids. NCBI's taxonomy places the organism in Eukaryota, Metazoa, Chordata, Mammalia, Primates, Lorisidae. The transcript is spliced from 13 exons. The record is from RefSeq and is a predicted model, not a curated record. Gene Ontology annotation, molecular function: zinc ion binding; protein binding.
CUGCAGCCGGGAGCCAAGCCUCCCCUGAGCUCCAGACUCCGCCAAACCCCCCGUGGCCUGCGGAGGCGCGGAGACGGACAGAGCAUCUGGCCAAUAAGAGCUUUGCUCUUCGCUCGCCGCCCAAUGGGCCGCGGCUCACAGGCCGGGGCGGGACUAGGAGGACGGGAGGGGGCGGCCCGGGGCUGGCGCGCCGCGCGGCGGCUCCGCGGCUCACAGAGCGAGCGCCUGGCAAGGUGCAGGCGCCAAGACGACGCUGGAAGGCGCCACCGCAGCCGCCGCCGCCGCUGGCCAAGGUGCUGGACUAGACAGGCCCGUCGGCCGCCUCGCGCGCUCAGGCACCCGCUGCAGCAUCGCCCCCGACCGGUCCCCAUGGAGGAGAUGGAAGAGGAGUUGAAAUGCCCCGUGUGCGGCUCCUUCUACCGGGAGCCCAUCAUCCUUCCCUGCUCCCACAAUUUAUGUCAGGCGUGCGCUCGCAACAUCCUGGUGCAGACCCCGGAGUCCGAGUCCCCUCAGAGCCGUCGGGCCUCCGGCUCUGGGGUCUCCGACUAUGACUAUCUGGACCUGGACAAGAUGAGCCUGUACAGCGAGGCGGACAGUGGCUACGGCUCCUACGGGGGGUUCGCCAGCGCCCCCACCACCCCGUGCCAGAAGUCCCCCAACGGCGUCCGCGUGUUCCCCCCAGCUAUGCCGCCACCGGCCACCCACCUGUCACCGGCCCUGGCCCCUAUACCCCGCAACUCCUGUAUCACCUGCCCCCAGUGCCACCGCAGUCUCAUCUUGGAUGACCGGGGGCUGCGCGGCUUCCCUAAGAACCGCGUCCUGGAAGGGGUAAUUGACCGCUACCAGCAGAGCAAAGCUGCGGCCCUCAAGUGCCAGCUCUGCGAGAAGGCGCCCAAGGAGGCCACGGUCAUGUGCGAACAGUGCGACGUCUUCUACUGCGAUCCGUGCCGCCUGCGCUGCCACCCUCCGCGGGGACCCCUAGCCAAGCACCGCCUGGUGCCCCCGGCCCAGGGCCGCGUGAGCCGUAGGUUGAGCCCGCGCAAGGUGUCCACCUGCACAGACCACGAGCUGGAGAACCACAGCAUGUACUGCGUGCAGUGCAAGAUGCCCGUGUGCUACCAGUGCCUGGAGGAGGGCAAACAUUCCAGUCACGAAGUUAAGGCUCUGGGAGCCAUGUGGAAACUGCACAAGAGCCAGCUCUCGCAGGCGCUGAAUGGGCUGUCGGACAGGGCCAAGGAGGCCAAGGAGUUCCUGGUGCAGCUGCGCAACAUGGUCCAGCAGAUUCAGGAGAACAGUGUGGAGUUUGAAGCCUGUCUGGUGGCCCAGUGUGAUGCCCUCAUUGAUGCCCUAAACAGAAGGAAGGCCCAGCUGCUGGCCCGGGUCAACAAGGAGCAUGAACACAAGCUGAAGGUGGUUCGGGACCAGAUCUCUCACUGCACAGUGAAGCUGCGCCAGACCACGGGCCUCAUGGAGUAUUGCCUCGAGGUGAUUAAGGAAAAUGACCCUAGUGGCUUUUUGCAGAUUUCUGACGCCCUCAUACGGAGAGUGCACCUGACUGAGGACCAGUGGGGGAAGGGCACACUCACGCCCCGGAUGACCACAGACUUUGACUUGAGCCUGGACAACAGCCCGCUGCUGCAAUCCAUCCACCAGCUCGACUUCGUGCAGAUGAAAGUCCCCGCGACCCCCAUCCUGCAGCUGGAGGAGUGUUGCACCCACAACAACAGCGCCACUCUGUCCUGGAAACAGCCACCUCUGUCCGCUGUACCCGCCGAAGGGUACAUCCUAGAACUGGACGAUGGCAACGGUGGUCAGUUCCGGGAGGUGUAUGUGGGGAAGGAGACGAUGUGCACCGUGGAUGGGCUUCACUUCAACAGCACCUACAACGCUCGGGUCAAGGCCUUCAACAAAACGGGAGUCAGCCCAUACAGCAAGACCCUGGUCCUGCAGACGUCCGAGGACACAGAUUCAGAAGAACAGACCCUCCCUUUUCCAGUGCCUUCGGAAAGAUUGCCGCUCCGUAGGAUGAGCCCUUUCUCCUCCACCCUUAGUCUUCAGCCCAGCUUCCUGGGGAGGUCCUACUUUGAUUUCCGGCCCUCACCCCACCAGCUGAGCCUGCAUUCCUCUUUGCAGUCCCUCAAUGCACCGGGAGGCAAUUUUGAGACACAGCCUGCACCUUACUCUCAAUUAGUUGACAUUAAAAAGCUGUUAGCAGUGGCCUGGUUUGCCUUCGACCCCGGCUCGGCGCACUCUGACAUCAUCUUCUCCAACGACAACCUGACGGUGACCUGCAGUAGCUACGAUGACCGGGUGGUGCUGGGGAAGACGGGCUUCUCCAAGGGCGUUCACUACUGGGAGCUGACCGUAGACCGCUACGACAACCACCCCGACCCUGCCUUCGGCGUGGCGCGCGUGGACGUGCUGAAGGAUGCCGUGUUAGGGAAGGACGACAAGGCCUGGGCCAUGUAUGUGGACAGUAACCGGAGCUGGUUCAUGCACAACAACUCACACACCAACAGAACUGAAGGAGGGAUCACGAAAGGGGCCACAGUCGGGGUCCUCCUCGACUUAAACAGAAAAACCUUGACAUUUUUUGUCAAUGACGAGCAGCAAGGCCCCAUCGCCUUUGAGAACGUGGAAGGGGGCCUGUUCUUCCCUGCUGUCAGCCUGAACAGGAACGUGCAGGUCACGCUUCACACUGGGCUUCCGGUCCCCGACUUCUACUCCAGCAGAGCGUCAAUAGCCUAAGGAUGUGCCCUGCAGGUGCCAGCUGCCUAUUCCCACCUCCACCUGAGGGGACAGCCAGGAGCCCCACCGAUGGGAUCAGGAGAAGGGGAAAGCUGGUCCUCUACAGCCCCACAGCCACAGCUCUGCCCCUUGUCCUUCAAGUCCUCUCUGCUGUCACGCCGCGUUGACGUCAUGUCCAGCAAUGCUAACCAGCAGAGGACCUGGACAGCCCACCCUCCCUGUCCCUUCCUAGCCACUCCCAAAUUUUGCUUUUAUUUCACUUAAUUUUUUAUGUAGGUGAUUUAUAUUAUGUUUCUUUUCUGAUCAGGUUGUUGGUGACCUAGUGAACUGUCACUUCCAGGAGAAAACUUCUCCUGCUAACUUUUUCUUAAGCUUUGUCAAGCCUCAGAGUUAGAGGGGGAGGUCUGAGCUGAAGUUGGAGCUUACAGCUCCCCUCCUAGGAUGUCCUUGCCGUGUGCCUCUCAUGCAGGGUCAGCUCUGCACAGCUCACCUUUGCGGGCUGGGCACAGUGACUCUAGUAUUGACAAGUUUUACUGCGCAUUGAAGCACAAAAAUAUCAGCUCCAUGGGUUCACGGCAGGGUAGGCUUAUUAGGGUGGCCCUAUAACUAGGUCAAGCCAGAAGCCCUGGCCACUGUACAAAAUGAGACAGUCUCUGGACAUAGGCUAACCAGGGCACUUGCUAAUUUGGUUCAUUUAGUAUAAACUUUUCAUUGAGAAGCUACUUUUCAUUGAGAAGCUUCAUUGACCAGGCACUGUUCUAGACACCAGAACACUGUGUUCUAGACACUGUGGGGACACAGGUGGACAGACAGGCACAUCUUUGCCCUUCUGGAGUUUAUAACCUAGCAAGAGAACAAAGCAAAAAUAAUUACAAAUUGUUAUAUGUACUAGAAAGGAAAUAGGUGAGGGUCAAAGGGGCUCAUUGCAGAAUCUUUUGGGUUUCCUAGAAUGAUGCUAAGAACCCACACUUUCUGGCCGGAGCACCAGAAAGGUGCCCACUCAAUGCCUAGUCAACUGCGCUACUCUCAUCAUGGCACCUGCUGCCAGCACAUCACAGAGCCCUUCACUGGUAGAAAUGCUGUUGGCAUCCUUAUUUGCUAAUGCUGCAAUGAUACUAAGCCUUAAAAACAUGAUGAAAUAAAAACAACGAGCGGAAAGCAGAGGAUCCAUUCUCAGUAAUGGGGAUACUGAGUUGCAGGCCACAGCACCCACAUCUCAGGAUAAACAUGCCUGUCUCCACGGAGACUGUGCCUGUUCACAUGACACUCCAUCCACUCUGCUGCCGUUCACAGCCUGGACUGCAGGACUAGUCCAAAUGCUGUCUGGGGAAAUGUGGGCAUGUCUGUCAUCAUCACUGACAGCAGAACAGCAACGCAUGCGUCAUGUGUAUAGAGAUGGACCCAUCUAAGUUACUCUCCAGAUUCUUUAGUUUGACAUGAAGUUUUAUGAAAGGUAGGACUUGGAAAGAAGUCCUUAUUAGUUGUCUAAAUAUUUUCCAGUGAGCCAAGAAAUUCACCAUGAAAAUCAAGAAAAAUAAAAGAGAUAGUAUGGGAAAGCUAACAAAAGCUUUGGCAAAAAGUAGUAUAUGUAAAUAGCUAAUUAUUUACCUUUGUGCUUACUUUAUUUAGAUUAUUUCUGUCAGUUACAAUCAGAUUUUCUAGUUAAUUGUACCUAAUUUAUUGACUGGGUGCUAUCCUGUUUAUUUCUAUCUUGGUUCUCCUUGGCUACAGGGAAACUCAGUUGCAGGGCAACACUAGUUCAAUAUUUGAUUUACUCUCCCAGGAAACUCGAUGGCUGGGCCGCUGUAGACUCACUCUUGUUCUUUAUUAAAUUCCUCAUGCUAAUUAGAUUUCUAGUGACUUAUAACAUGUAGUUUACACUGAAUUGCAAUUAUAGAUGCAUACAGCUGCUGUACUAGAAAAAAGUUGUCAUUUCUGGCGUGCCAAUAAAUGAUUUUUAUGAGCGAA